CACACACACACUCCCUCUGCCUCACACACACACACACAACUGGUCAGGACAGAUGGCGGAUUCACAGCGAACAUCUGAACCCAUCAACUUUGUGCAUCAAGAUGAAAUCUGGAAAGCACAUGUGAAAGUUGAGAAGGAUUCAGCUGACGUCUGGCCCAACAAGUGGGGCUUCUUGACCAAGGUCUACAAGGAGUACAUGAGUGAGAGUGUGAAGCUGAAGGAGGCGGUCAGAGUGGAGCUUCCUCAUCACCUAGCAGCACGACCUCCGACCCCUCCGGAAAAAUACAUCAAAGUUGACCCCUCUCCUCCAGUUCCUCAGACAACUCAGGCCCUGAUUGGUUGGCGUUCAGGUCACUCACAUCUUCAGCUGGAAAAGUAUGGCGUGGUGCAUCACGGGAGGCGUAGUUUUCUGAAGGAGCUGGGCUGGCCUCUAGAUGCUUGCAGCUGACUAUAAGCAACCAUUCUUCUUGGCUAGUCACUAACUCAGUGUUGUGGAGGAAAAUCAGAGGGAUUAUGACCAUAUAAAGUAUUGAAGUGAGUGAACUAUGUAGCAUUAAAUAAAAAAAUUAUAUAUAUUUAUAUAUAUAUAUAUAUUUAGAAAUAUGUAGGCUAUGUAAAUAUUGCUAAUAUUAACCAUAACUUAAUAAGCAGUGUUGGGAAGGUUACUUUUGAAAUGUCAUUGAAUGUUACCCUGUAUAAAAUGUAAGCAACAAAAUGAACAUUACUCAACAUAA
Micropterus salmoides (largemouth bass) is the source of this 734-nucleotide messenger RNA. RefSeq lists its product as uncharacterized. The transcript is spliced from 4 exons. The record is from RefSeq and is a predicted model, not a curated record. Lineage: Eukaryota; Metazoa; Chordata; Actinopteri; Centrarchiformes; Centrarchidae. The coding region runs from base 53 to 448 and encodes 131 amino acids.